Leptosia nina is the source of this 402-nucleotide messenger RNA. The record is from the annotation of a GenBank genome assembly. Lineage: Eukaryota; Metazoa; Arthropoda; Insecta; Lepidoptera; Pieridae.
AUGGUUAUCUCAAGUCGGUCCAUUCACAAUCUCGCCCAACAAACAAAACACAGCAAGACAAUAAGCAUAAAACGGGAUCCCCGACCGCAUACACGCCGCCGGAACACUUGGAAAAAUCCCUAUGGAUUUUCCGAGGGCGCGCGGGCCCGCGGGGCGGGGGAAAGGAACGUAAAAGAGAAAAGCUGCGAGUUUUUAUCUCGGCGCCAUAAAUUUUAUUCGCAGCGUGAUUUAGUGCGCAGAUCGCCCCCCGCGCCCCGCGCACCGCGCCUACGCCUCGCCCGGGUAAGGCUGCUAGUCAUUGUCAAAAUUAUUGCACCCCUAUCUACAGAAGCUUUAAAUAUAUGUCCCUGUAACCCGCUGCGAAUGCCCUCGCGCGUUUUAAUUCCUAAUUCGUCCACCUAA